Messenger RNA from Lagenorhynchus albirostris (white-beaked dolphin), 2179 nucleotides. It is a transcript of the gene TMEM192, whose product is annotated as transmembrane protein 192. The transcript has 7 exons. Gene Ontology annotation, cellular component: late endosome; lysosomal membrane. The record is from RefSeq and is a predicted model, not a curated record. NCBI's taxonomy places the organism in Eukaryota, Metazoa, Chordata, Mammalia, Artiodactyla, Delphinidae. Bases 132 to 1229 code for a protein of 365 amino acids.
GCUACUUUAAGGAAGAAAGGGAUUUAUUUGAAAGGAUAUAGGGUAGAUGAACACCUAGGCCUCUGAAAGGAUCCAAACAAGGGCAGCUCAAAGGAUCCAGAGACAGGGGUCCUUUCAGAAUCUGUCCUGGGAUGGAUCGCCUCAACCAUGGACUCCGUUUGCUUUGCUGCUCUGAGAGAGAGUUGGAUUGGCCCAGCCCUUUUUGGUUCCAUGACCACCCCAGGACAGAGGGUGAAGAGCAUCAAAGGAUGUUCCCCUUGAGACUUAAUGCAGAGGUAGACAUUGGGUCCCCAAAGGAAGUAGCUAUUGUCACAAAAGAAGAGGGAGGAGAUGGUGUGGAAAAAACAACAGCUAUCUUCACUUGCAGAUGGGAGGGUUCCAGCUUGGCUGGUGAAAGGGCUUCCUUCUCCCGAGGGCUUCCUUCCCCCGAGAUCUGCCGGGGUUCCUUGGAUCUCAUCCAAAGUAUUGAAGAUGACCCCCUUCUGGACACCCAGCAUCUCCCACAUCACUCAUUACACGCUCAUUUUAGGCCCAGAUUCCAGGCUCUUCCUACAGUCAUCAUUGCAAAUCUUCUCUUGUUGAUACAUAUUGUGUUUGUUAUUUUAGCAUUUUUAACAGGUGUGCUUUGUUCUUACCCCAAUCCAAUUGAGGACAAGUGCCCAGGAAACUAUACCAACCCAUUGAAAGUUCAGACAGUCAUAAUCCUCGGAAAAGUUAUUUUGUGGAUUCUGCAUUUCCUCCUUGAACGAUACAUCCAGUAUCACCACAGCAAAGUAAGAAACCGAGGCUAUAACAAGAUCUACCGGUCAACAAGGCAUCUUAAAAGCCUUGCGCUGAUGAUACACUCCACUGGCAACACGGCGCUACUCUUCCUGCUCUGCCUGCAGCACUCCUUCCCCGAGCCCAGCGCGGUGUACCUGGACCUCAUUCUGGCCACCCUGGCCGUGGAGCUGGUCUGUUCCCUGACGUGCCUGCUCGUGUACACAGUGAAAAUUCGAAAAUUUAAUAAAGCCAAGCCACAGCCUGAUGUACUUGAAGAAGAAAAAAUCUAUGCUUACCCCAGCAAUAUUACCUCGGAGACUGGAUUCAGGACUCUCUCAAGCCUGGAAGAGAUUGUGGAGAAGCAAGGAGACAUCAUAGUGUACCUGAAGCGGCACAAUGCCCUGCUCAGCCAGCGUCUGCUGGCCUUCACGUCCUCUGACCUCAGCUCUCAGCCAAGUGGGAUUUGACAGCAAUUCCAGAGGAGCCAGAGUGAUUUAGACUGACCGGCUACCUGACAAGCUGUCUUAGGGAAAUGUAGCUUUGCCAAGUAACAUUCUACAAUUUCUGUUGGAAACCUGAAUUUGGUUCUCACCUGUGUGGCUGUUUAAUAAGUUGGACUCGCGGAUCAUUUGAAAGACACUUUGUAGCGCCUCGCGAACUCAAGGGGAAUGUCUGUUUUGCACAUUUUGAAAUUAUUUAACUGCCUGGUUUAUCCUAGGAUCAAAGGUAUAGAUUAAACAUCUCCUUGACCAGCACUUCUUCCAUACUUAUUGGGACCUGGUAAUAAUUUGGCUUUUUAUAGAGGAAGUCUAAAAUGACAACCUAUUUACAACUGGGCUUGAGUUUUUCCCACUUUUAUACUGGUGAGAGAAGUCAUCAUUUCUCGUGGUUAGUGUUUUUUCCCAUGGAGCCUUAUGUAUUUUAUAUGCUUGUGUGGUAUUGGAUAGCCUUGGCCCUUAUGGCUUUUAUAAGAAUUUCGUCACUGUAGGACCAAGGUCUCACUGGAUGAUUUACUUUGCAGCCCCUACAGGUUUCCAUUCUCCAGAAAUAAGAUUUGAAGAUUACUUGGACCAGCAUUAGACCGACCAGUGCUGCCUGUGAAAGCAGGAGAGCCUGCCAUUGGCAGCAGCUGAAAUAAUUAGAGAAGACUUCGGGCUUUCUCUUUAUUUUGGCCCUUCUUUGAGAGGUAGCCAUGUAUUUCAGUAUUGACUGUCUUUGGAUUAAUAAGUUCAGUGACAGGAAAGGGGUCUUCUGUAGCUUUAAGUUUGAAAGAAAAAAAGAAUAUGUUUUUUAGUCUUGGAUUAUACUUAAAAAUUAUGAUGAAAAAAAUGUCAUAUCAACAUAUAUAGAUAUUAAACAUAUCUAAUUCUCCAGAUAAAAUGAAGCAUAUUUAUGAGUAAAUGGCAUUGUUUCUCCA